UAUCAACCUCGAGCCCACGCGUACUCUAGCCCCAGGUUAGCACGUUCCGUCCCGCUUGUUGCAUACAGUUGAACGUGACUGCAAUGAGCACGACGAAUGCCUACAUUGCCCUGUCCCAGACCCCAACGGAGGACGAAGCUCACUGGGAUGAUAUCGACAUAACGUCUUCUGCGCCAACACGGCGUCGGAAUUUUGGUCUCCAAUCUAAAUGGUUUGAGAGUUUGCAGGUACAAUGGCGAGAGACGUCAUCGCGCGUAACCACCUUUGUUGGGACGAACCUGGGGAUGCUUUUGAUCAUAUUUGCGCAAUUCUUCUUCGUAUGCAUGAACCUGGGAGUCAAGCAGCUGGACAGCCUCGAUGUGCCCAUGCACACCCUUGAACUCAUCGCAGUCCGUAUGGCUAUCACCUUGGCGUGCUGUAUAUUAUACAUGGUUAUCAUGAAGAUUCCAGAUCCUUUCCUUGGUCCCAAAGGUGUGAGGCUGUUGCUGGUGAACAGAGGCCUGUGCGGAUUCUUCGGUCUGUUCGGGAUGUAUUAUUCCCUACAGUACCUUUCAUUAGCAGAUGCGACGGUCUUGAGUUUCCUUAUGCCACUGUCAGCAGCAUUAGGUGGAUACCUCAUCUUAAAGGAACCUUAUUCGAAGCGUGAAGCAUUUGCAGCCAUCGUAAGCUUGCUUGGUGUCAUUUUAAUUGCUCGACCGCCUUUUCUGUUCGGUAAUACUUCCAGCGUCAACUCGGACAGCAGUGAUGUGGCUUCUAGAGCCACCGCGGCAGAUAGGAUACGAGCUGUCUGCGUUGCUGUUUUUGGAAUUAUCUUAGGGACUGGUGCCUUGUUGUCAAUGCGUGCGAUAGGCAGACGCGCUCAUCCGAUGCAUCUUAUGAUGUUUUUCUCUGCGUGGUGUACAUUCGUAGCCUCUGCUGCAAUGUACUUCAUGAAGAUCCCAAUUGUUUACCCUCACAACUGGCAAUGGGCUGCCAUGCUGAUUUUCAUCGGACUUUCUGGUUUUUUUGCGCAGACUUUAACUACGAUCGGCUUUCAACGUGAGACUGCAGCACGCGGUUCUAUGUGUCAAUAUAUACAGCUCUUAUUUGCUGGUGUCCUGGAAUACGUGUUUUUCGGCACUGUUCCUUCGACACUAUCGCUCAUUGGAGCCGCCAUCAUCAUGACGACAGCUAUAUAUGUUAUUGUUUCAAAGAAGGGUUCACCGAAGGGACCUGAGGCCAUUAGCCUCAGAGAACCGGAAUCCGCCCUUGAGGAAGGCCUGUUGUCUGCUGAAUCGCUAAACAUGACGAUUAAACUUGCAGAUACGAGCUCAAGCGAGAGGAUAGAACAUGACGAAGACUUGAACGAAAAACCGCCAUCUUCAUGAAGUUUAUGACCCCACAACCUACUGUCAUUGCAACUGCAUAUGCCAUUGGUGAUGGUACUUCAUCCGGCUGAUACGAAGAUGACGAA
Messenger RNA from Suillus clintonianus, 1453 nucleotides. RefSeq names its product EamA-like transporter family-domain-containing protein. The record is from RefSeq and is a predicted model, not a curated record. Gene Ontology annotation, cellular component: membrane. The transcript is spliced from 11 exons. NCBI's taxonomy places the organism in Eukaryota, Fungi, Basidiomycota, Agaricomycetes, Boletales, Suillaceae. Bases 84 to 1367 code for a protein of 427 amino acids.